Messenger RNA from Perca fluviatilis (European perch), 1232 nucleotides. It is a transcript of the gene gapdhs, whose product is annotated as glyceraldehyde-3-phosphate dehydrogenase, spermatogenic. The transcript has 8 exons. Bases 4 to 813 code for a protein of 269 amino acids. Gene Ontology annotation, molecular function: oxidoreductase activity, acting on the aldehyde or oxo group of donors, NAD or NADP as acceptor; NAD binding. The record is from RefSeq and is a predicted model, not a curated record. Lineage: Eukaryota; Metazoa; Chordata; Actinopteri; Perciformes; Percidae.
CUCAUGGUCGAUGGACACGCCAUCUCUGUCUUCCAGUGUAUGAAGCCAGCAGAGAUCCCAUGGGGCGACGCUGGAGCCAAGUACGUUGUCGAGUCCACUGGAGUCUUCCUCAGUGUGGAGAAGGCCUCCUCUCACCUCCAGGGCGGAGCUCAGCGUGUGGUUGUGUCCGCCCCCUCACCUGAUGCUCCAAUGUUUGUCAUGGGAGUUAACGAGGACAAAUACGACCCCUCCUCCAUGACCAUCGUCAGCAAUGCCUCCUGCACCACCAACUGCCUGGCCCCCCUGGCCAAAGUCAUCCACGAUAACUUUGGCAUUGAGGAGGCUCUCAUGACUACAGUCCAUGCAUACACAGCCACCCAGAAGACAGUGGACGGUCCCAGCGCCAAGGCCUGGCGUGAUGGCCGCGGUGCUCACCAGAACAUCAUUCCAGCCUCCACCGGUGCCGCUAAGGCAGUGGGCAAAGUCAUCCCCGAACUCAACGGUAAGCUGACAGGCAUGGCGUUCAGGGUGCCAGUUGCCGACGUGUCAGUGGUGGAUCUGACAUGCCGUCUGUCCAAGCCUGCAACGUACGCUCAGAUUAAGGAAGCCUGCAAGAAGGCCGCACAUGGGCCCAUGAAGGGAGUGCUGGGUUACACCGAGGACCAGGUGGUGUCCUCUGACUUCAUCGGUGACACCCACUCCUCCAUCUUUGAUGCUGGUGCCGGCAUCUCCCUCAACGACAACUUCGUCAAGCUCAUUUCCUGGUAUGAUAAUGAGUUUGGCUACAGCCACCGUGUUGCUGACCUGCUGCUGUACAUGCACACCAAGGAGUAGACACUUCCUGUCCAAACAGGAAGUCAGGAAAGGGACCACCCCAAUCAUCCUCCCACACCCUCCCAUCUCUUUUACACACCCAUAGCCAAGUCAUAGCAUCGCAGUCCUUAGCUCUAUUACAUUAUACGUAGGCAGCAGCACCAGUGUGUUUGAGUGUUCUGAGUUCAUCUGUUUUUUUCCUUAAAUGACGAGACGAUCGGUUAGUUACAGUAUUUGUGUCUGUGUGCCCCCUCUCCACCUCCCACUGCCACUUUAGAUGUGUCCUUAUGGCUCAGUGCUAUGGUAACUACUGUAUCCAUCUCCCUGUCGGUGUGUUUUAAAGGCUUAAUCACCAGUGGAAAGAGGAUGCUGAGAGGCAGAGCUAGUGUAACUCCGCUUAAGAGUAAUGAGAAAAAGAAAUAAAACUUGAAAAACCUUGG